Molecule: messenger RNA, 3169 nt
Organism: Triticum aestivum (bread wheat)
Lineage: Eukaryota; Viridiplantae; Streptophyta; Magnoliopsida; Poales; Poaceae
Exons: 2
Coding region: 426-1307 (293 amino acids)
Source: RefSeq, a predicted model, not a curated record
AUUUUCUUUCUCAAGCAUAACAAAAAUAUCAGAAAGACAGAGUAAAGAUAAUCUUCAUCUCCCUUUGCUACUGUGUCAUUUCCAUUACUGCUAUCCUUGUUAGUGUUAGUUUAUAAUUCCUCGCAAUCAUCACUUGUAUUCUUUCACCUAGCUUUAGCCGAGCAUAGUUGCCGUCGUCUAGUCCCUGUGGAGAACACGACACUCGCAGUUUGGGCGUAAAACCCCCGCUGUACUUUCAAUUGAUCAUUUUGGCGCCGUUGCCGGGGACUAGCGUCGAGCGUUUGUGUGAGGCUUUAGACUAGGUUUAGCUUGUUUCCUUUUUGUGCUUUAUAUAUUUGUGAUAUAUCUCUAGCCACUAACCCUGGUUCUAGUUAGUAUCUUUUUGUCUUCUUUUCCUUUUUGCAGGUUGGAUUAUCCUCUCGGUUAUGGCUUACUAUUCAGAUCAUCAGGCUUAUGCGAGCAACACUACAAACAGCACGGAAAGUGUUCAAGAACUGAUAGGUAAGAUUUCCCAUCGAUUAGAUGAUUUAGCUCGGCAGCGAGAAGGAGUUUUUGAGGAUAGGCCUAGCUCUUAUGAUCCUUAUUCUAGAGGUCAUCCUUAUGUUGCUCCUACAUGCCAUAUUUGUGGAUUUCAGGGCCAUUCACCCGCUGAAUGUCAGCGUGGUUACUCUCACCCUCCUGAUUGUUAUGGCAUGAGCUUCGCCCCACCGCCUAGCUCAUACCAAAACAAUUACACACAUGGGUGGCCUGAAAACCAGAAUAUGUCAUAUAGGAGCAAUAACCCUGACAUCUCAUUGUUUGCCUCUAGUUAUCCAAUGCAGGGAUUCAGGUACAAUGAGGAGAACCACAACUAUGCUCCACAACAGAUUUAUUCACCUCCUACUCAUAUACCUCAAUACCAGGAGAUGUGUCCAAUGGAGUUAAAUGGUCCUCCAUUUGGUCAACCAACAACUCCAGCACCUUUCGAGCAAUCUCAUGUGCAAGUGCCCACACAAGAUGAAUUUGAUGAUAUAGAGAAGCUCACAUUGCUUAGUCUCGAGUUCACUUGGAGUGCCGAGGAUGAUCCUAUUAGGAAGGUUAUACUAGAUGAAAUGAAGAAGAUCAAGAGUGGAAAAGAGCUAGUGGAAGAAGUAAGGAAGAUUGAGAAGAACAUCAACGCUGGCAGCACUAUUUCUUCACAACUUGAGUUGAGUGUGGCUGAGAUAUCCAUGGAUACAUGUGAGGUUCCAACACCUUCACAUUUCGUUGAGCAAGUCAGCAAGUGCCUUGAGCAAGAGAUACCUCAGAUUGAAGAAGAUGAACUAUAAGACAAGGAACAAGAUGGUCAAGAGCUCCAAUUCCCAAGUGAUCAAGUUGAAGACUCAUCAUCUAUUACUCCUGAAGAAGUACAAGAAGCUAUUGUAGAUGAAGAUGAAGAACAUGAGAUUUAUUUGCCUAUUGUCAUACCAGAGCGUGAUGUGUCAGGUUUACUCAAUCCUCUUGAUGACAUGAUGCCUUGUGAUUUCUUUCCUAUCACCUUGCAUUACAUGAUACCAUCACUUAAGAUUGAUUUGAAAACUCAUUUGCUUGGAUAUGAUGAUAUAUACCCUGUUUGUGCCAUUGCUCUCAUUUGUGAUGAUCACAAUUACUUUCCUCAUGCUAGUCUUGAGCUUAAUGAUAAAUGUCAUCCUCGUGUGAGUAUUGACCAUGCUGAUUUCUGCCAUCCUAAACAUGUGCUUUAUAGUUAUGCUUAUAUAAUUGGAUAUUCCAUUGAUGACUUGGAGGGCAUCGACCGUAUCACAUGUAGUUGUUUGUGUGAGUCCUAUUUCAGGCUUUUGCUACUGCACUGUUUAGUACAUGCUGACCAGGUUCGAGGUGACAUUCCUUGGGAUCCUGGUGGAGUCGGAGCAUGGCGAUGAGGGGAGCACAAACAGGGAACACAAACAUAGAAGAGUGGAGAGAAGAAAGUAGGAGAGAAGAGUAUGCAAAUACCAGAAAAGUGCGCAAAGGUACUAUAAUCGUCAAGACUUCUACUAUGUGGCUAACGACAAGAGAGAAGGGCAUGAAAGAAAUACGUCAAGGCUUGACCGUGAAGGAAAGAAGUAAUGUAGGGGAGCAAACUAAAAGAAGAGGAGGAUCUUCUUGGGAAGAAAAAAGAAAGGAGGAGGGCCAAAGUAAAAAAAGACAGAACAGAGGAGGGGAUCAAAAAUCCCUAGCACAGCCGAUCCCCAUCGGGCCUGGCAACACCUCUCCUUCCCCCUGUCUCCUUCUCCCACCUCCGGCCGCCGUCGCGGCCAGGCCAGCGUGGCGGCGCGCCAAGCAGCCCGCCAUCCAUCCAUCCAUCUCCAGCACCACAUCCAUCCAUCCAAUCAGCCACCGCCGCCAUCCAUCAACACCACUCCAUCACCACCAUCCACAGCGCCACACACCACCCACCAGCACCACCUCGCGCCCACCAUCAGACACGAUGGCGAGGGUGUCUUCCCCAGGGCGAGGCCGCCCCUUCUUGAUGGCGUGCUUCACCAGACAGGGAGGCGAGGAAGUCUGAACCCCCGUGCGACCCCCCUGCCGCUCCUGACCGGCGAUCCACUUCUUCUUCUCCUGUGCCCUCUGCCUGCUGCUCACACCCGUUGCUCCUCUCAACCUCUUUCUUCUUCCCCUCCUCUUGCUGAUGUCUUCUUCCCUGAACUCCUCCUCCUGCUGCUCCUCUGAUCUGAUGCUGAACCGAUGCUCCUCUCAACACUUGCUGUUGCUCCUCACUAGCUCCUGGACGCCCCCCUCGCUUCUCUCCAAGUCCCUCCUCUGCUCCUCUUCUUGCCCGAACCUUUUUGCUGCUCCUUCUCUGAACCUGUUGCUACAAUUGCGCUUUACUGCUUCUUGCUACCCCAUGCUGCUGAUGCCCUCAACCUCUUGCUUCUAUUUCUCUUUCUCCCUCUCAAUCUUCUCUGAAUUUUCUGUAAUAUGAGAUGUGUAAUGCUUUGUAAUAUUCAGAUUUUAAGAGUGUUGGCAACCUGUAGCUUGUUAUGUUUGGUAGUUGUAAUAUAUAAUGCUUGACUUGUAUUUCUGAAGGCUGUGAGAAUUAAUUAUCCUAGAAAUCUUGCUCUAUGAUUGAGUAAUCUGCUAGUAUAAUUGUGUGUUCACCUUGUUUACUAGUCCCUGUACUAGUUAACUUUGUACUUGUUUGAUUUUC